Molecule: messenger RNA, 864 nt
Organism: Benincasa hispida (wax gourd)
Lineage: Eukaryota; Viridiplantae; Streptophyta; Magnoliopsida; Cucurbitales; Cucurbitaceae
Product: dirigent protein 9-like
Source: RefSeq, a predicted model, not a curated record
UAAAACAACUCCAUUUCAUCCACUUCAUUUACAUUGAAACUAUAUUAAUACAACCCUCUCUCUAAGAUCAAUUUCCCUUCAACCCAAAAAUUAAUGGCCAAUCCAACCAACACCAAUUUUCCACUCUCUUUCUUCUUCAUUCUCACUGCUCUAUCUUCUGCUGACUCAUCCAGAAUAAUCCUCAACCAAGUGGCCCCACAGCCUCUUGAUCAACUCAAAUCAGAUCUAUCUUUCUUCAUGCAUGACAUCCUAGGUGGGUCCCACCCAACUGCCAGAACUGUCACCGGAACCACACCCAACAAGGCGCAGCCCACCGCCGGCCUCCCGUUCUCCAAACCCAAAAAAUCCAUUUUUCCGCUCCCCGGUGGAGUACCACUCAUAAACACCAACAGAAAUUCAAACGGUGGAGGGACAAACAAUAACAACAAUAAUAACCAACCGUUUGUUACCGCCGGUCAGCUCCCGUCUGGCGCGGCCCUCCAGCACGUCAUGUUCGGCUCACUGACGACCAUCGACGACGAGUUAACGGAAGGUGAAGAGUUGGGAUCGGCUGUAAUGGGCAGAGGUCAAGGAUUCUAUUUUGUUAGCUCUUUGGACGGUUCUAGCCAUACCGUAGCAUUGACCGUCAUCUUACACCAAUAUGACGAAGAAGACAAGGAGAAGAAGGAUGAAGAUACAAUAAGCUUCUUUGGGGUCCACCGGAGAGGGUCGCCCGAGUCGCCGAUAGCGGUGGUUGGUGGGACCGGGAAGUAUGAGAAUGCUGGUGGGUUUGCGGUGAUCGAGAAUCUCCCGCGGAGGGACAAUCAAUACAUGACUGAUGGAGAUGAUAUGAUUGUUCACUUCAGAGUUUAUCUCUCCGAGUAG